CCAUUUCAAUAAGUACAUGCGCUAUCGGGCGAGGAAAUAUAUGGGUGGCAGUACGGGAAUAACGAGAUAAAUACACAUCUAAAACGACAUAGCUUUUUACGUGUACAGCUGUGUAAAGGAGACGGAAAUUUUGAAAAAGAAAUAUAAAGAGAAAGAGAGAGACAAUCAAAGAUAGCAAGAGAAACUUAAAGAGAGAGAUGUGAAAACGAGAAGGAAAGAGAGAGAGAAUGAGCGAACCUUUAAAGUAGAUGAAACACAUUACAGCAAUAAUUAGCGAUCGAAUGCAUCAGGUUAGAUUUCUAUAUAUGCAGUGACCUUGAGCCCGAUCUGGUGCAUAUAGUAGCCUCGUGCAUUUAAGUACAAAACUGCAUCCCAGAUGCGGUUGCAUUCGAACCCAGCGAUAGAAUAGUUUACUCCAAGUAAAGCAUCAGGCAACAGUAGCUUUCAAUGCAUGUCGUCAUAUAAAGCCUACCUGCGUAGUCAGCAAUGUACAUGUGUCGGCUGUUGUGUCACUUGAUUCUGGACCUAAGGAUAGGACAAUCAGUAACGUUUUGCAGCUCAGUGCGGUCAGCUGUCGAUCGAACGCUGAUCUUCAGUGUGAUAGUGAGGCAAACGAUCGAACCUCAGCUUUGUUAAUACAACUCUUUGAACAAGUGUGGUGUACAGAUUGCGUCUCGUGAGAAUAAAAUUGUAUGCGUAGAAUUCCAAAAGACAAACAAACUGCAUUAAGUAUUUGGACUGCAGAAGAGAGUGAUAUUGAAAUUCAUUCCCAAUUUGUACCAUGGGGUUGUGCUGUGGCAGUACAGAUCGUGUUACAAAAUAUUCUAAAGAAGACAUUCAACAGCCAACUGAAAGUGAACCACUCAAAUAUGAUCCUGACUUUAAAGGACCUCUAUCCAAAAGGUCCUGUACGGAUCUUCCGUGUUUAUUUUUGUUUGUUACUUUUCUCUGCGCCUGGGGUUACGUAGCGUACUAUGCUGUUCAACAUGGCGAUUUAAAUCGAUUGCUUGUGCCAAUUGACUCAGAUGGACGAAAAUGUGGCGUAGAUAGCGAAGUUCGUGACGAACCUUACCUUGUGUUUUUCAACAUAACUGAAUGUGCUAAAAUCGAUGUGCCUAUUUCAGGAUGCAGCACUACACAGGUUUGUGUAAGUCAAUGCCCAAAUCAAGAUUUUGAUUUCGAAUCCGCAAACUGCAAUCCUUCCAAUGUUAAUGAAAUCCGUUCCAAAUUAAUAUGUAAGCAAAAUGUUAAGAAAUCCGACCUAACAACAUGCCAAAUUAUUCGACAAUAUAUCAAAUCACAGAGAUGUGCACAGACAAUGCAAAAAAGCACUCCAUUGGUAAACCGAUGCGUUUCUAACAUUCCGGAGGGACAAUGUACUCUCAUACCGAAACAGUUUCGACAACAGCCGCCCAUUACAAGUACCAAAUUUCAAACCUCAGCCGAACAGUGUAAAGAACAACGCGAACUUGAAAAUAUUUUGGAAGAAAAAAUUUCUAAACUACAAUCUUUUUUGGCAAGAUACGUGAAUAAUCUCAUAUCCGUUCUAACGAAAAACAAUAGCGUGCAUCAGACUAGUCAAAUGAUAGUGGAAGAUAUUUUGGAAUCUUGGCGCAUGAUAUUAGUUUUCAUAGCAUGUUCUGUCUUGGCUAGUUUAAUUCUCAUCGCGAUGCUUCGAUGGAUAGCAAAACCUCUAGUAUGGAUUUCGAUUAUUGGAGUAAUUACUGCGCUAAGCUAUGGAGUUUACUACAGCUUCCGGCAAUACCAGCAAAUCCGUGCCAAUCCGGUAGCAGCACAUGUGAACGUGUCUCCAAAUCUUAGUUCUUUGGUAAAUUCCUGGUUUAAGUCAGAUCAAACCUGGCUGUGGAUACUGAUUGCCUUAUCAGUUAUAUUGAUCGUCUUACUAUUGGUUGUAUUGGUCUUACGAAAAAGGAUCGUGAUCGCCAUCGCCCUUUUGAAGGAGGGCAGCAAAGCUGUUAGUGCCAGUUUUUCGACAGUAUUCUUCCCCCUUGUACCAUGGAUAUUGCAGGCUGUGGUUAUUGUAUUUUCUUUAUUAGUACUUUUAUUCUUAGCAUCUAUUGGUGUUCCUGUAUACAAGGUAAAUGGACUCAACUCGUCUUUAACGUGCGUUUGCACAAAUGGAUAUAUGGAAGGUGACAUAUGUGAUCCAGUCGCAUUCAAUGAAAAUUGUCGAGACACUAGUAGGAUCUAUGAUCAAGAACGAUGUCUUGAUGCUGCAUGUCACUUUCAAGAGGUGGAUACCCCAGGUAUAGUUAGAUUCUUCCAUGCUUUAAACGUGAUUGGAUUUUUUUGGUGUAUUUGUUUUGUAUCCGCAUUCAGCGAAAUGGUGCUUGCUUUCACAUUCGCCACAUGGUACUGGACGCGCCAAAAAUCACGCCUUCCAUUCUUUGUGUUGACGCGUGGCGUUACACACACGGUUUACUAUCAUCUUGGUACAUUGGCUUUCGGAUCGUUGAUUAUUGCUAUUUGCAAAAUUAUUCGAGCCAUUCUCGAAUAUGUAGACCAUAAACUUAAGCGGUACGAUAAUGGAUUCACUCGUGCUGUGUUGUGCUGCUGUCGAUGCUUUUUUUGGUGCUUGGAAAGUUUUUUGAAAUUUUUAAACAGAAAUGCCUACAUUAUGUGUGCAAUCUAUGGCAAAAACUUCUGCUCAAGUGCAAAAGAUGCAUUCAGCCUACUUACGCGAAACGUGCUCCGAGUAAUUGCAUUGGACAAGGUUACGGGAUUCCUAUUUUUCUUGUCUAAGUUACUCCUUGCUUCUGGAAUGGCAGCCGUAACGUACACGUAUUUUGAUAGUGAUCUACCAAAGAUGCAACUAAAUUACCCUUUUGUGCCAGCUGUACUCGUUUUCAUUGGAACGUUCAUUAUUGCGUCCAUAUUCUUCAGCGUUUACUCUGUUGCUGUUGACACCUUAUUUUUGUGUUUUUUGGAAGACAUAGAACGAAACGAUGGCAGUGCCGAACGACCGUUUUAUAUGUCCAGAGGAUUGCAAAAAAUAUUGGGGAAGAAGCAAAAGUAAAUUGAAGAUAUCACCAAAGAUUUAUUGUCUACCGUCAACACUGUCGCGGGGUAGCAGCACCAAUCAACUGCAGUUCUUCCUAUGGACUAUUUGGAUAAUGCGUGACCAAGCAAAUAUUUCCACGCACAUAGAAUUCUAAACCUUUAAGUCAAUACAGCCCAUUUGUAAAUAUUUGGAUGAAACAGCUGCUUAAUAGUGUAUGUCAUUUUGUUCACAUAUGAACUAAUUUAAGUCUAUAUUUUGAUACUAAUUUAUACAUAAUGCGUACCAUGGGUAUGAUGAAAUGAAAUUCAACGAGAAUUUAGAAGAACAGAUGAGAGUAGGCAUUUAAAUCAAGAAUAUAUUGUGAUUGAUAAUAUUGGUGGAUCUUAUAAGAAUUCAAAACUCAUAAAUGCAAAUUACACCUUGAUAAUUUUCUAAUGUAUUGAAUAUUUCUACAACCAUCACUAGAUGAAUUGUAAUUACUAUAUACAUACAGUAAUUUACAGUAAGUAAAAAACUAUACGACCAAAGUAUGUACUGUUCGGUAAAUAUUGGAAAUUCAUAUCUGGAAUUGAUAGUGAAACAUUAGAUUGUACUAUAAUGAUGAUCAAAGGAACAGAUUUCUUGUUUUGACAAUGGUAUAGUAAUGAAAAUAUCAAUUUUUCAAAUUUAACUUACACCCGUGUUUUAUUCAUAAUGUUGUGGAAAACAUUGAAGAAAGCAUAAAAACUCGGUGUUCUUAUAGUUUUGAAAAGAAUUGUAUACACUAAUAUUCAAUGUGAAGCAAUACGUUCUAGCCUUUCCUUCUGAAUAAAAAGAAACUGUAAAACAGGCGUUUUGAAAUCUAGAAAUCAUAAGAAGCAAUUAAAACGGAAAAGUCUGCCAAUGGUGUUCUAUUGUGGUUUAAACCAAAGCAUGGGGAAUAUGUUUCAUAAAUAUUAAUAAAUUGUGGAAUUUCAUCGAUCAUUGAAAAUAAACUGACACUAUUUUAAAUAAA
Molecule: messenger RNA, 4016 nt
Organism: Anopheles coluzzii
Lineage: Eukaryota; Metazoa; Arthropoda; Insecta; Diptera; Culicidae
Gene: Ctl2
Product: choline transporter-like 2
Exons: 10
Coding region: 782-3037 (751 amino acids)
Biological process (GO): transmembrane transport
Cellular component (GO): membrane
Molecular function (GO): transmembrane transporter activity
Source: RefSeq, a predicted model, not a curated record